CAGACUCCACUGCCCCGUUCAAAACUUCAAGAACUCGCGAAUCGUUGCAUCCUAGGGCUGUAGCAGACCCGGAAGAACAGGCAAACGGGGGAAGGGUUGCUGUGAGAGUCCACACCGCUCCGGGGCAGGCAGGGACACGCAACAGCGGAGAUGUGUCGCCUCAACUGGGAAAUUUAUUACCUGCCGGUCGCUCUGGUUAUCUGGUCAUCCGCUGCGUUCAUUAUUUCAUUUAUCAUCGCUGUGUGCAACGGACACGUUGUACCAUUUGUACCUUUCAUUAGUGACACUGGAACAAUCCCUCCGGAGAGCUGUGUGUUUGGAAUAAUGAUAAAUUUCUCCGCCUUUCUGGGUGCAUUUACCAUGUCUGUUCGAUACAAGAUGUUGCAAACCCUAAACGAGGCAAAUCCCAGCAUAAGCUCCUGUGAGAAUACCACUGCACUUGUAUUCGGUUUGCUGGGUUGCCUUGGGAUGUUCAUCGUGGCAAACUUCCAGGAAACUGCUGUGAGGUCAGUCCAUGACAUUGGGGCGCUACUGACUUUUGGCAUGGGAACGAUAUACCUCAUCUUUCAGACCUGGAUUUCUUACAAGAUGCUGCUUCUGUGUAACAAUCGCUGUGAGGUUCUAUCCAAGGCAGUACUGACAGCAGUGUCUGUGAUAGCUUUCAUCAUUAUGUUCACCUGCUACAUCUUAAGUGGACAAUCAAAAUUUAAUUGGGAUCCAACGGAUAAGAAGUUUACUCUAAGCAUUAAAAUGGAGAUAAUUGAUGACUUCCAGGAUGAGUUAAGGAUCCCUAUUCUCUCCGGCCAACGAUAACAGUGACCUCUCCCAGAGCCUGGGGAAACGCUACAGUUACCAUCGGUAUCCUUUCCUGUGUUUUAAGAUGUUUUGCACUUCCACAGUCCACCUGCCCGACAUUAGACUCCAGAAACAGGCACACUACUCUGAGCAAGCAUCACCAGCCAUUUCCAGGAUGGCACAGAAAACAAUUUAAGAAUCUUCUGUAAGUAUCGUUGAAAAAAUUGUAACAUCCGCAUCAUCUGGUAGGAGUUACCAGACUGUGAGCUCUGAAAUUACCAUAGAAGCAAAUAGGAAGGAUCUGAGAACUCAGAGUUUCUUCGAUUGAGGCACGCAGAAGCCUUGUCCCAACAGAGGAAGGAGCCUCCGGCACUAUGCUACUGACACACCUGACUGUCAAGCCCAUCUGUCCUACCUGUGGUAUAGUCUGUGGGUUCAACCGCAGAACUGGAGAGAGAUCCAGGUUGUCCCAGGACCUACUGGACUGCUCAGGAAGAAGAAAUCCCAAAAUUACACAGCAUCUUUGAAGUUGUAAAACACCAAGUUGUAAAACUUCACAGGAACGCAGGUGGACAACAUUUUGAACAAGAUAUUUGGAUGUGACUAUAAGUUUUGAGAAACUGUUGAGUGUUAAUGAGCAAGAAGGAGGCAGAAAGUCUGGACAGGAAAUUCCAAAGUGUGUCUCAGAGGGGCAGCACAGUGAUAGGGCUGCUGCCUCACAGCUCCUGGGGUCCGGUGCUGUCUGGAAUUUGCACGUUCUCCCUGUGACCGCGUGGGUUUCCCCCGGGUGCCCUGGUUUCCCCCCACAUCCCAAAGAUGUGCGGGUUGGUAGACUAAUUGGCCGCUGUAAAUUGUCCCCUGUGUGGAGGUGAGGGGUAGAAUCUAGGGGAGGGUUGACAGGAAUGUGGAGAGAAUGAAAGUGGGAUUAGUGUAGGAUUCGUGUAAAUGGGUGCUUGGUGGUUGGCAGGGAUUCAAAGUCCAAGUUGAGUUUAUUGUCAUCUGCACAAGUCCAUGUGUGCACAGGUGCAAUGAAAAACUUACUUGCAGCAGCAUCACAGGCACAGAGCGUCAGAUAAGCAGCAUUCACAAGAAAAACAAACAUAAAUAAAACAUUUUUUAUAAGAAAGAACACAAUUAGAACAAAAAAAAGUCAAUUUUAGUGCAAAGUGGUCAGCAGAAGGACCUAUCUCUGUGGUGCAUGACUUUGUGACAGACCCUCCACCACCAGCGCACUGUCCCGGCAGUGAGUACGUUGUACAAAGCGCACUGCAGUUACUCAUCAAUCUCCGACAGCACCUUCCAAACCUGCAAUCUCUACCGUCUAGCAGGACAAGGACACCGGGCACAUGGAAACACUGCCGCCUGCAGGUUGUCCCUCAAGUUGCACACUUUCUGGCUUUGAAAUAAUCCAGUAACACCCCACUGAUCCUACGGACAGUAAUGGUUCAAGUAGACAGCUCACCACUUCCUGGUCAAGGACUUAGGGAUGGGCAAUGAAUGCUGGCCUUGCCAGUGAUGUCCAGGUACAAUAAAAAAAUUUUAAAAAAUCAUCUACAGGUGAGAAUCUGAACCCAAACAAAUCCAAUCUAUGAUUUUUAAGAACAUCAUUCACAGGCUGGGGCUUUGGUUGGCAGGUCCAGUGUUAUCUGGUGGGUUGGUUUGUUAGGUAUUCCAGGAGGCUGCUAAGGGUCAGGAUCCAUAAAGAAUGUCAAGGGAAGCAGUUUUCCUUCCCUGAGGCACAUCAGUGAACCAUUUUUUAUUUUUCCAGGAAUUACUGAAACUACCUUAUUAAUCCAGAUUUAUUUGUGGAAAAAUUCUCCAAAAUACUGUGUGAUUUUAACUUUGUGUCUAGUCCACUCUUGUCUAGUGACACCAAACAACCCUGUUUACAAUGAAGGUCACAAAAGGAGACCAACUAUAGCACUGUGGGUUAAAUUGGCUCUGCUGAUCUGUUCCUACCUUCUCUUCCCGUGAUGUUCUAAUCUCACAACACUACCUGCAAAAUAGGUGCAUGAGUUUAGACCUGCUUGGGGUUUCAGAGCAGGGACAAGUCAGAGCAGGUAUCCAUGGUUACAACAAGCAGCAUACUCAUAGUUACCACAUAAGGGCAUUGUAAAACAUCCGAGUAUAAAAAUAAAGAGGUGUGAGAAGACAGAAUCAAAAUACUUCUGAUACUGGGCAUCUGAAGUAAAAACAGAACAUGCAUUAAAUUCUCAGGGCAUGAUGAGGUAGAUGCUUGUGGGGAGGUUUUGAGAGGGAAUUCUGGAGCCCCAGGCCCAGGUAGCUGAAGGUGCAGCUACCAGUGGUGGAGUGAUUGAAACUGGGGACGUGCGGGAGGGUGAAAUAGGGGGAGCUGGUGAUAGAGGGGUUUACAGGGCUGGGAGAGACUAUAGAAAGGGAGGGAUGAAACUAUGGGAGUUACAUUGAAAGGACAGAGAAUCAGGAAAGCAAAAAACUGCAGGUGUUGGAAGUCUGAGAUAAAGACCGAAAAUAUUGGAAACACUGAACAGCAUAGAGUCCUGGACCUGAAAUGUUAACAGCUUCUCUUCCCACAGAUUCCGCCUGACCUACUGAGUAUAUUGAACAUUUUCUGGUUCUCAGAACCAGAAGCCAGUGUGGUGCAGUAAGCACAGAGAUAAGGGGUGAUCGGGACUUGGUGUGACUCAGGUCACAGGCUGCAGAGCUUGAAUGUAAUUAUGGAGAAUAGAUCGAGGGAAGCAAGACAGAGGAGUUUCACAGGAGUCAGAUCUUGAGGAAGCAAAGACAUGGGUGAAGGUUCCAUCAACAAAUGGACUCAAUUUACAGACACAACAAGGCAAAAGCGCUUUGCUGUGUCACUAGUAUUAGUGAGAAUAUUGGUGUGAGUUAGUUGCUUGCUACAAGAGCACAUUUAUAAAAGCUCUUUCUAAAUUGCUGAUGUCUCCUCCAGCUCUUCAUCUCACCCAGAUCUCGUUGCUCCUCCAAUUCUGCUUCUUGAUCAUCCUGAAUUUAAUCACUCACCACGAGUGGCUGUGCCUUCAGCUGCCAAACCCCCAACUCCAGAAAUCCCUCCCUAAGCCUCUCCACCUCUCUCUUCAAAAUCCAUCCCUUUGACCAAGCUUUUGGUCAACUGCCUUAAUAUCUCCAAUGGACUUCUGUCUGAUUUUGCUCUUAGUAUUCCAGCAAGCACAUCAGAAGGUUUUGUAAUGUUAAAUGAGUAUAGGUAAAAGUUGCUGUAACUGUUCAAAUCAUAUUGUCUCACAGUAACCUCAAGUUUGAUUAAUCCCAAUGCUGGUUCUUUAAAACACAAUAAUACUAACAGAAAACUGAGUUGAGUUCAAGAGCAAUGCAUAUCCAAAGAACAUUAAUGAAUAUGUUUUAUGGGUGAAAGAUUUGAUUUAUAAACUAGUUGCUUUAAUCAGGCUAUUGGUGAUAAAUUGACAGAAUGUUGUUUGAAAUGGUUAUGAGAAUUUAUACAUAUAUCUAUUUUACUGUAUUAAAGUUUUAUUACGGUUUGAUACAGAUUAUUUUUAUUAAUAAACAAUAUUUUAUCAGAUUGUGUUUGUGACUGUUAGUUUCACUUCUUCCCACUCUCCGGCCCCCUUUCCAUGAGCUCCUGUCCUCAGUUGUUAUUCUUCCUGAGUCUGAAGCAGUGGGCAUUAGCGGACUAUUCAGGCUUGAGGUCUGUCACCUCUGAGCAGAUCUGUAGACUACAGAACUUCAAAAUAAUAUCAAUUUAGUCGUAUGAUUGCCUUUGUUACAUUAAUGGCCAAGUGAUCCAUUUUGUUCAAAUGGAAGGAUCCAAUACCCCCCACCACUUUUCAAUGGUUCUCUCAAACUAUAUCAUGUUUAAACUUAGAAAAAAUUAGGAGUAGCACUGUUGAUUUUUCGCUUAAAUUUGAGGAAGUUUGGACUCCAUUUCUUCAAUAUUUUCAUAUUAUAUAGAUCCAUUUUCAUUAAUCUUUGAACUUAGAGGAGCAGAAUUGAUGACAUAAUACUGCUCCUUGUUCAUCGAGAAAUGUCAGUCCAGUUUUUUUUCUUUUGAACUUUUUGUUUUAGUUUGUUUCAUUUUACUUACAAUUUUUUUUCCUGAUUUGGGUUUUUUUUUAUAUAAUAAAUCUUUUUCUUUCUCCUUUUGACUUUCUUUUUGUAAUACAUUCGUUUACCAAGAAACCGUGGGGCCUAGAAUU
This is a messenger RNA of Pristis pectinata (smalltooth sawfish), 4964 nucleotides long. It is a transcript of the gene dram1, whose product is annotated as DNA-damage regulated autophagy modulator 1. Gene Ontology annotation, cellular component: lysosome. Bases 151 to 813 code for a protein of 220 amino acids. NCBI's taxonomy places the organism in Eukaryota, Metazoa, Chordata, Chondrichthyes, Rhinopristiformes, Pristidae. The record is from RefSeq and is a predicted model, not a curated record. Gene Ontology annotation, biological process: regulation of autophagy. The transcript has 6 exons.